CAGACCACGUCCAAAAUUUUGUUAGUUACUUUUAUCUUAUCUGGGUUGGAACAUAUUACCUUAUUACUUACUUAUUAUUACUAACUUAAUGAAUUUGUAUGCCCAUAGCGGCACGACAUGUUAUGCACCCAUAAAAUCAUAACAUCUUACUUACACAUGUUGUUCAAAUAAAUAUUUUCUUUCUUUCUUUCUUUUAUUUGUAAAAUAAGUAAUUCAUAUAAAUGUAAGUACUACUUCGAUUUUCUACAGGAUAAAUAAAUCAAAAACCUUUGACAUUUGUGAGUGAGUUGCUAUCACAAAAUAGAAAUAUCCCAAUCACGAAUGAACGAUCUUGGAGGAGAAUUCUUCAAUCCUCGUGUUCAUUUGCGUGUGUAGCUGAAUUUUGAUUAUCGAGUUUCUUCGAUUUUUUGUAGUUCGCCCAAAUAGAGAUCUGCGUCUAUCGCAAUAUGGCCGUCCUCUAAUGAUUCGGUGGUCAGUGAUAUUAUUGUGAUUUCAUCUUCUACAAAAUAGCAAAAUGGAGCUGCGUGUCGGUAAUAAAUACCGACUUGGCCGUAAAAUAGGCUCGGGAUCCUUUGGAGAUAUUUAUCUGGGUACUAAUAUUGUAACCAGAGAGGAGGUAGCUAUUAAAUUAGAAUGUAUAAAAACGAGACACCCACAGUUACACAUAGAGAGUAAAUUUUACAAAGUUAUGCAAGGAGGUGUUGGUAUUCCUGAAAUAAAAUGGUGUGGAUCAGAGGGAGACUACAAUGUGAUGGUAAUGGAGCUGCUUGGCCCUUCAUUGGAAGAUCUUUUUAACUUCUGUUCACGACGUUUCUCUCUUAAAACAGUGCUGCUUCUUGCGGACCAACUCAUUACUAGAAUUCAGGAUAUACAUUACAGAAGCUUUAUCCAUAGAGAUAUCAAACCGGAUAACUUUCUUAUGGGAUUAGGUAAAAAAGGCAAUUUAGUAUAUAUUAUAGAUUUUGGUUUAGCAAAGAAGUACAAAGACCCACGGACAUUGCAACAUAUUUCAUACAAAGAAAACAAAAAUUUAACUGGUACAGCGAGAUAUGCUUCAGUGAAUACUCAUUUAGGCAUUGAACAAUCUCGUCGAGAUGAUUUGGAGUCUUUGGGCUAUGUUUUAAUGUACUUCAAUCGUGGCAGUCUCCCUUGGCAGGGUCUUAAAGCAGUAACUAAGCGCCAAAAAUAUGAGAGAAUAUCUGAAAAGAAACUAUCGACACCAUUUGAUGAACUUUGUAAAAACCAUCCAAUUGAGUUCCAGCGAUACUUAAAGUAUUGCCGGCGUCUACGCUUCGAGGAGCGUCCAGACUACGCGCAUUUGCGCCAACUGUUCCGUUCCCUCUUCCACAGACAAGGAUUUACUUAUGACUACGUGUUUGAUUGGAACAUGCUUAAAUUUGGUGGACAACGUGGCAAUUAUCAAUCUGGUGGCAGUGACCGCACACUCAGACACCAUGAACAACCUCAGGAACAGGAAAAUACGGGCGGAGCGGGCGCGGGCGUGGGCGUGAGCGCAGGGGUGGGGGCGGGCGCGGGGGUGGCGGGUGGUGCGGGCGGGGCGGGGGGCGCGAGCGGGGCGGGCGCGGCGCUCGCGGCGCUCACCGAGUGGCGGUGAGGCAGCCGCUGACGCUCGCCUAACGCUCGUGUAUUGUAAAUUAUUGCAGAGGUCGCUGCCCACUGUACAUACCGCGCCUGCCGUUCUGUAACGACGCCGCGCGCGAACCAAACUCAACGGCGUCCCGCGCAAUUUGUAUCGGGCGCGAAAAGCGAUACGUUCCACUGUGAC
Messenger RNA from Chilo suppressalis (striped riceborer), 1786 nucleotides. NCBI's taxonomy places the organism in Eukaryota, Metazoa, Arthropoda, Insecta, Lepidoptera, Crambidae. The record is from the annotation of a GenBank genome assembly.